UCUCACUUUACAACCCAUCGCUCUUUCCGUGUCUUGUGCAUUUCGCCCUUCCUUCCAUCUCCGACUCAAGCGCUUCACCAUCUGAGCGCAGUUUUCCAAUCAAUCCCGCCCAUCAUCGACACCUCUCCACGCAAGCGCCAUGUCUCGCCGCUACGAUUCACGAACAACCAUCUUCUCGCCCGAGGGUCGCCUCUACCAGGUUGAAUACGCUCUUGAGGCCAUCUCACACGCCGGAACUGCUCUGGGUAUCUUAGCCAAGGAUGGCAUCGUCCUUGCCGCCGAGCGCAAGGUUACUAGCAAACUGCUCGAACAAGACACAUCCGCCGAGAAGCUGUACACUUUGAACGACAACAUGAUCUGCGCCGUCGCUGGCAUGACCGCCGAUGCCAACAUCCUCAUCAACUACGCCCGCUCAGCCGCCCAAAACUACCUCCUCACCUACAACCAAGAGAUCCCUUGCGAGCAGCUUGUCCGUCGUCUGUGUGAUUUGAAGCAAGGUUACACUCAACACGGUGGUCUUCGUCCCUUCGGUGUUUCGUUCAUUUACGCUGGUUACGACGACCAGCGCCAGUUCCAACUCUACCAGAGCAACCCCAGUGGCAACUACGGCGGCUGGAAGGCUACCAGUGUCGGUGCCAACAAUGCCAGUGCUCAGAGUCUGCUCAAGCAAGAUUACACUGAUGAGUGCUCGUUGAGAGAGGCCUGCGGUCUGGCUGUCAAGGUCUUGAGCAAGACUAUGGACUCCACAAACCUCAGCAGCGAGAAGAUCGAGUUCGCCACUGUCGGCAGAACAAAGGAGGGCACUGUCUACCACCACCUUUGGGGUGCCGAAGAGAUCGACGCUCUGCUCAAGGAGCACGGCCUGGCCAAGCCCGCAAGCUCAGAAGAUACCACCGAGCAAGCUGUCGGUAGUGCCGGCUACGCUGAGAACAGACCCGAAAACUAAUCCGUCUUUCUCAUCUCUUUUCGUUGUAACAGUAGUUAACUUGAUGACGGCAUUAUCGAUUAUGCAUCUUUGGGCUGGGAAUGGUGCGAGG
Messenger RNA from Aureobasidium pullulans EXF-150, 1037 nucleotides. Its product is annotated as proteasome subunit alpha type. Gene Ontology annotation, cellular component: proteasome core complex, alpha-subunit complex; proteasome core complex; nucleus. Bases 140 to 946 code for a protein of 268 amino acids. The transcript has 3 exons. Gene Ontology annotation, biological process: ubiquitin-dependent protein catabolic process. The record is from RefSeq and is a predicted model, not a curated record. NCBI's taxonomy places the organism in Eukaryota, Fungi, Ascomycota, Dothideomycetes, Dothideales, Saccotheciaceae.